AUGAAACAAUCUAAAGUGAGCAAAGCCAUCCACCAAUAUUUCAAGAACACAACACUGCACGGUUUCAAAUAUUUGAGCUCCGUGCAUUAUGUUGAUCGCGUGGUGUGGGUGGUGUGGUGCUGCGCGAGCGCGUGGUGCGCGGGCAGUCUGUGCGUGGUGCUGUGGCGGCGGUACCUGCAGGUGCCGGCGCUGCUCGUGCUCUGCGACGACGACGCGCGCACGCUCUCAUACUCGCGCUAUGGCGUGCCCACCGUCGCCGCCUGUCUACCACCCGAUGUCGUCGCUGAUAUGUUCCUGCAUAGACUGUCAUCAAACUCGACGUUAACAGAACAGAUACCCUCAUCAUUAGCGCGGGUUCUAGCUGGAAAACCAACGUUAACAGAUCAACUAGAAUUGUUUGAUGAUCUCCUGGCUUCAAAUAAUACGACUCUAGCACAUAUGAUGAUGAACCAUGCUCCCAAUUGUGAUGAGGAGGCGACCAUAAAGUGCAGGUAUCAGAAGAGAAUGGUGCCGUGCCAACAACUGUUUGAGAAGAAGCUCACUUACUGGGGAGUGUGCUGUGUCAUGAGGCCUGAGAAAUUACUCCCAAAGUUCAACACUGGGCUGGUGAGCAGGUCUCACACGAUGCAGUCCUUGGAGUUGGUGCUGCAGUGCAAGCGUGGCCCUUUUCCGACUGUUUGCCAGUUUCUAACGUAUUACAAAGGCGAGGAGUGGGUGCAGCCUAAUAUCCUGCAUCCCAGCAACUACUACAUGGGGCACCUGGUGUUCACACUCAUACCUGACGAGUCGACCAGCCUCGUGGAGACCGUCUGUUCGCAUGACCCAAACUACUCUCGAACUCAUUGUAUGCGAAAAUGUGCUGAAAAAUCCUGUGGGUGUCGCGAUCCUCUGUUUAAACAUGUAAAGAGUGAGUCAGAGUUACCUGUCUGUAGCACCGCGCGCCUCAUCUGCUUGAGAUCUUAUGACCUUAAGCAACAUGAAAACAUAUCCUGCAGCUGUCUCCCACCUUGUAGGAAGAUUACCACUACAAUGGUACUAGAAUCGAGUCCAAUGAACCAGAUCAACAAUACUAUCGAUAAUUUAUUCUCUGGAAUCGAUGUAGCGCGGUCCGUAGUGAUGAACUUGAGAGUAAAUCUGCACCAUUCGCAAGUAUUUCUACUGAACCCCACUGAAACAUGGGUCACUUUAUUAUCAUCAUUAGGAGGAGUAUUCAACAUGUUCCUGGGUGUCGGUUUGUUUAGUGCUUUGGAGUUGAUAUAUUUUCUUAUGAUAAAAUUACCAGUAGCAAUAAGGAAGUCUUCUGAAGUUGAUCAUACAAAUAAGUACACUACGCCAGUUACUUUAAGGUAA
Molecule: messenger RNA, 1350 nt
Organism: Spodoptera littoralis (African cotton leafworm)
Lineage: Eukaryota; Metazoa; Arthropoda; Insecta; Lepidoptera; Noctuidae
Source: the annotation of a GenBank genome assembly